Messenger RNA from Laccaria bicolor S238N-H82, 900 nucleotides. RefSeq lists its product as uncharacterized. The transcript is spliced from 7 exons. Lineage: Eukaryota; Fungi; Basidiomycota; Agaricomycetes; Agaricales; Hydnangiaceae. The record is from RefSeq and is a predicted model, not a curated record. The coding region runs from base 1 to 900 and encodes 299 amino acids.
AUGCACAAACAAACCUUUCGCUUCAGUCACGACUCAACCACAACUGCGCAACAACAACAACAACGUGGCAACGCCAUGUCACACCACGGCCACAACCACAACACGACGCCCAACGCCAAGAAGAUGACCGCCCACAAACGAAGACCAGCCAAAACGGACCACCACCAUCCCAAAUGGCUCAUGAACGACGGACAGCACACACAGGCGGCGACGAACGACAAUGACGAACAACGGACAACCCCGAGGACCUGGCACGUCAACGGACGUGCCACGUCGUCUAGACGGGGUCACAUCGCCGUUGGCAACAAACACGAAGACGGUGACGAUGCAUCCACAUCAAUCAUGCCAAUCCCAACCACCAUCAUCCACCAUGGCUUACGAGCGAUGGUCAACCACCCACGAACGGACAAAGGCGACAAGGAGCCCAGGACACCACGGACAAUGAAGGAACCCAAUGUCGCGAUGAGAACGACAGAAGACAAGGACACGGGACAACAACACUACGAAAACACGGUGAAUACCCCCCGUCCCACGUUCAUCCCUACCCACCUCGCUGAGACACAGGACGACGACGGACCGGCCACAUGGGAUGACGAUGACGUAACGAGGAGGACACAGGACAAUGACGCGACGAGAACACAACCCAAUGACGCGACGAGGGCACAGGACGAUGAAGACAAUAACAACAUGACCAGGACAAGGGCCAACGAGGGACCAGGGCACAACAUGACGCAGAGGGGCCGACGACGUGACAACAACAGCAACGACGACGACGUGAUGCCAAUGUGGUACGACAACGGACAAGGGACCAGCACCACUACCCUGGAUGGCCAUUUUGCUAACCUAUCUAAUGGCCCUAUUGAUCUGUCAAAGACGGAUCCAAUGUGCACCCCUACCUGA